AUGGUUAGAGUUAAACAACGUUACAUUCUCUUUGAGAUAUUGUAUCCACCCGCAUACGACCCUAAACACAGUGAUGAAGACUUUACCAACUUUUCCCUGUCAGAACGUAACGCGUUACUUUCCCUUCAUCAAACCUCAUCCCUGGACAUCAAUCAAAAAUCCAUCACCAAUGCCAUCAGGAAAAGUCUCCAGAUACACUAUGGAGAUUUUGGCGGGGGUAGUGCCGGUAUGUUAAUGACAGUAAAGUACUUCUCCAACAAGACAUCAACGGGGAUAGUUCGGUGUGGGCGAGGCCACUUUGAGUUGAUUGUAGGUGCAUUGGCACUAAUUACCCGUAUUGAAGGGUACGAUGUUAUAAUUAGAUGUACGCAUGUUAGUGGGACUAUAAAGAAGUGCGAGGAGUAUUCUAUACAGAAAUCUAAACAAUUGAUGCAUUUGAUGAGUCAGAACGGGAGCGAUUUGACUAGUUGGAUGUCGGAUGUGAAUCACAUGGAUAUAAAUGAGGAUGACGAAGACAGUUAA
This is a messenger RNA of Spathaspora passalidarum NRRL Y-27907, 522 nucleotides long. RefSeq names its product RNA-binding protein. Lineage: Eukaryota; Fungi; Ascomycota; Pichiomycetes; Serinales; Debaryomycetaceae. Gene Ontology annotation, molecular function: ribonuclease P RNA binding. Gene Ontology annotation, biological process: tRNA 5'-leader removal. Bases 1 to 522 code for a protein of 173 amino acids. The transcript has a single exon. The record is from RefSeq and is a predicted model, not a curated record. Gene Ontology annotation, cellular component: ribonuclease P complex.